GGCUUGGGGUGAGGAGGUAAGGGUUUUCCCCCUGCUUUAGAAGUAGGAUAGAGAAAAGAGCAGAGAAAGGAAGGGGCGCUUGGAGUCUGCUUUUGAGGUGACUCGGCUUGUGUCCUUCGAGGGAAGAGAACUGUAGAAGGAAGAGUCAGAUGUUGACAGAGAUCUACUGAUUCAGUUCCAGUUUCAUGAUGUCCCUCUAAGGAGGACAGUAUAUGUUUUGUGCAAUAUUCUUUUAUCACAAUAAAGAGAAGAAAGACUGCAGUGAAUGAAGAUUCCUCUGCAUUUUAGCACUGCUUUUUCUACUGUAGUUGGCUUUUGAAUGAGGAUGACAAUGGAAGAGAUGAAGAAUGAAGCUGAGACCACUUCCAUGGUUUCUAUGCCUCUCUAUGCAGUCAUGUAUCCUGUGUUUAAUGAGCUAGAGCGAGUAAAUCUGUCUGCAGCUCAGACACUGAGAGCAGCUUUCAUUAAGGCUGAAAAAGAAAAUCCAGGACUCACACAAGACAUCAUUAUGAAAAUUUUAGAGAAAAAAAGUGUAGAAGUCAACUUCACGGAGUCCCUUCUUCGAAUGGCAGCUGAUGAUGUAGAAGAGUAUAUGAUUGAACGACCAGAGCCAGAAUUCCAGGACCUAAACGAAAAAGCACGAGCACUUAAACAAAUUCUCAGUAAGAUCCCAGAUGAGAUCAAUGACAGAGUGAGGUUUCUGCAGACAAUCAAGGAUAUAGCCAGUGCAAUAAAAGAACUUCUUGAUACAGUGAACAAUGUCUUCAAGAAAUACCAAUACCAGAACCGCAGAGCACUUGAACACCAAAAGAAAGAAUUUGUAAAAUACUCCAAAAGUUUCAGUGAUACUCUGAAAACCUAUUUUAAAGAUGGCAAGGCAAUAAAUGUGUUCAUAAGUGCCAACCGACUAAUUCAUCAAACCAACUUGAUACUUCAGACCUUCAAAACUGUGGCCUGAAAGUUGUAUAUGUUAAGAGAUGUACUUCUCAGUGGCAGUAUUGGACUGCCUUUAUCUGUAAAUUUUAAAGUUUGACUGUAUAAAUUAUCAGUCCCUCCUGAAGGGAUCUAAUAAUCCAGGAUGUUGAAUGGGAUUAUUGCCAUCUUACACCAUAUUUUUGUAAAAUGUAGCUUAAUCAUAAUCUCACACUGAAGAUUUUGCAUCACUUUUGCUAUUAUCAUUCUUUUAAGAAUUAUAAGCCAAAAGAAUUUACGCCUUAAUGUGUCAUUAUAUAACAUUCCUUAAAAGAAUUGUAAAUAUUGGUGUUUGUUUCUGACAUUUUAACUUGAAAGCGAUAUGCUGCAAGAUAAUGUAUUUAACAAUAUUUGGUGGCAAAUAUUCAAUAAAUAGUUUACAUCUGUUAAA
This is a messenger RNA of Phacochoerus africanus (Common warthog), 1363 nucleotides long. It is a transcript of the gene PDCD10, whose product is annotated as programmed cell death 10. Gene Ontology annotation, cellular component: Golgi apparatus; FAR/SIP/STRIPAK complex. Gene Ontology annotation, biological process: regulation of Golgi organization; positive regulation of MAP kinase activity. NCBI's taxonomy places the organism in Eukaryota, Metazoa, Chordata, Mammalia, Artiodactyla, Suidae. The transcript has 8 exons. The record is from RefSeq and is a predicted model, not a curated record. The coding region runs from base 320 to 958 and encodes 212 amino acids. Gene Ontology annotation, molecular function: protein kinase binding.